AUGGCCUCGAUGUUCAUUCCAAAUCCUUCACUUUUCUCUAACAUUAUGGGUUCUCCGGUGAGUCAGCUGUCGUGUCGUCCACGUUUAUAUAUUCCUAAUUGGAGGCCAAUUUCGGUGUCUAUUGCCGUGUAUGGUAAUUUGGUGCAACAAAAGGCCAAAACUGGAGUUGUUACAGUCGGUGAUGUUAUGACGAGAAAAGAGAAUUUACAUGUGGUGAGUCCAACAACAACCGUAAAUGAAGUUAUAGAGCUUCUUAUGGAAAAAGAAAUCACUAGUUUUCCGGUGAUCGACAACAAUAAUUGGAAGUUGGUCGGUGUCGUUACAGAUUAUGACUUAUUGGCAUUGGCCACAAUAUCAUGUGAGAGCGGUAUGUUUCCUCAAGUUAACAGCUGUUGGGAAACUUUUAAGGAUGUAAAACAAUUGUUGAGUAAAACCAAUGGCCAAGUAGUGGGGGAUGUGAUGACAUCGACUCCUAUUGUUGUUCGUGAAACCAUGAAGCAUGAGGACGUUGCUGGGUUAUUGCUUGACACAAAGUAUCGCCGGCUUCCGGUCGUAGACGACAGCGGUAAACUGGUUGGAAUCAUCACAAGAGGGAACAUCAUUAGAGCUGCCCUUCAGAAAAAUAUGGCUGCUAGGAGUGCUAGCUAA
Molecule: messenger RNA, 648 nt
Organism: Argentina anserina (silverweed cinquefoil)
Lineage: Eukaryota; Viridiplantae; Streptophyta; Magnoliopsida; Rosales; Rosaceae
Product: CBS domain-containing protein CBSX1, chloroplastic-like
Exons: 1
Coding region: 1-648 (215 amino acids)
Source: RefSeq, a predicted model, not a curated record